Messenger RNA from Naumovozyma castellii, 717 nucleotides. RefSeq names its product Yap6p (gene YAP6). The coding region runs from base 1 to 717 and encodes 238 amino acids. NCBI's taxonomy places the organism in Eukaryota, Fungi, Ascomycota, Saccharomycetes, Saccharomycetales, Saccharomycetaceae. The record is from RefSeq and is a predicted model, not a curated record. The transcript has a single exon.
AUGCUAUCGACAAACUAUAAUCUUCCACCUUUGCGCACUACCCAUCAAGCAAAAGCAUCGAAGCAAAAUUAUGCGAUGCCAAACGUUUUGACCUCAACUAAUCCUAUCAAAUAUCUACAACAGAAUUCAUUCAAUGAACAUUCUACGCCAAAUUACAUAACUACUGCUGCUCCACCAGCCAUAUUCGCAUCAACAUACCAUCCUCAACAAGUACCUUUCUUAUUCACAUCACCAAUUCAUCAACAUCAACAACCAACUCAACUUUCAAAUAUCAACUAUGCUGGUCCCAUCAACCUACCGUCCCCUUUAACUAGUGAUCAAUUAAGGAUGAUUCCACGUCCAAGAACCCACUCCUUAGGUACCGCUUCUUCUGCUUCUGCUUCGAUUGACCCACAACGGAAUAGUCUCCCUGCUCUCAUCAAUUCAUCCGAAAUGAUGAAUCUAAGUAACUUAACUCACCCUGUUCAACAACAACAACAACCUACUCAAAAGACGACAAAAAAUGGUACCAAAUCCAUCACGAGAAAACCCAUAAGCACUGCAAAGAGAGCAGCCCAAAAUAGAAACGCUCAAAAGGCAUUCAGACAACGUAAGGAAAGAUACAUAAAGAUCCUAGAACUAAAAUCAAUAAAAUACGAUGAAUUGGUAAGAGAAAAUACAUGUCUUAGAGAGCAAAUGGACGCCCUAAGGAAUCAAUUGCAAAAUAUAAGAAACUAG